UACGUCAAGUGACGCGUUUCCCGUGCCCCUGGCUGUACGCAUGCCUCAUCUCCACUCUGUAUUGAAUGAGUGCAAAGACAGAUUCCUAGCGCCCCAUCGCCAGUCCUACGAAUGGCGGUCAUAAUAUUGAUUUUCGGCGCAACAGUGUAUUAAUUUUGUAUCGUGCGACAGUCCUCUCCGUCAAUACGUGUUGUGGCAGUGAUUUUAUUACAUUAUUAUAAAUAGAGAAACAAACUAUACAGUAUACAGUGCCUUCGCAAGUGUUUUCUUAAUUUUAAGUUAGACAGAUCGGUCAGCGACAACAAGAGGCUGUGCGAGACAGUCCGCUGCGGGAAAGAGACGGAGAACAAACUGUUGGUGCAGAUCAGCGAAGCCGAGCAAGUGUCGGACUUUGAAAGGAUUCUUAAUUGUAAUGCAAUACUGUGCGAGCGCGCUCACGGACACGUGUGGCGGCGUUGCUUCGCGAGUCAGCCCUCUGCGGCCGUUGUGCCGCGGCCUCGCUCUUCUUACUCUCUCUUCACCGUAAGCCAGACGUAUCACUAUCUCUUCCAGCAACACGAGGAAUCUCUACAACCACUUAUCGAGCAAUAUAGACAAGAGAACGCCGAAGAUAAGUCAAAUAUUCCACAGAGUUUACUUGGCAAAAAUUGGUACGAAAACCUUCAAGAUUUGUCAGAGUUUUACGAAGACGAUCAAGCUUUGCGACGCGAAAUCGAGAGUAUAACUGACCGUAUUAUAUCAGAAGAAAUUGAAGCAACAAACGAAACUCAGCAUUCCGCAAGAAAUAAAAAUUUCAAAGUAAAUUUAGCUGGUCUUAUCGAUCUUCACGUUACUGGAGAGGGCUGUUCCCCUAUUUCAGGUCUCGAGGAAUCAGGACCUUCGCCUGACGUAGAAAAGCAACUCGCAGAUGAGGGAGAGGACGAGAAGGAAUGGCUUUCACCGAUUAUGAAUGCAAACUGCGAUGAUCAAAGCGGUCACAAUAGAGACCCCAACGUGGAAUGCUUAGUACAAGACCUGAAUAACAUCAAAAUAGACAGUGAUGCUAAAGUGCCGACGAUAACAUUCAGUAAUUGUUGCGACGGUUGCGUCAAGAGUGAUUCGCCGAACAAUUCGGACGUAGUCAUUCACUUGACCGUGCCCUCUAUUGAUAACAUUGAUGAAGCCCGACCGCCUAUGAUGUGACCUUGUUCGGUUCAUUUGCUAGAUUGAUUUAUGCCAACAAUCAAUUGGAAUACGCUUAGCUCGUUGAAAAAUGAUUGCAUUGGAAUCAGAGCAACCGUCAAUACCGAAAGACGAUAGAAUGCCGAAAGCUGAGCCGACGACUUCUCAAAGAACGCUGACGAGGUCGAGUGCCGUUAGUCAGAAGUCCGUUGAGAUAACGGUGCAUCCUGAGGGUUCCAACAAUCCACUGCACAGAUCGAAGCUAGCGCCGACGCGAUCGUCCUCGGAGACUCAAUCGUCAGGCAAGAAAAUACUCAAUCUCAGGAAAACGAAGAACUCAUCUAUAGAAUCGACGAUGAGUUUACCCAAUCAGAAGUCUCUUGAAAAGAAACAUGGGAGUCUUAGACAUCAGAAGGCGAUAGGAGCUCAUUCUGAUAUAACUUUAAGCACGCAACCUUCGAUACAGGACGAUCGGAAAGCACUAAGGGAGGCGUUAUACCAGGGUAUAUUUCACAGGCAUAGAAGAACGAUAUUCGCUGUUGGCUCUUUUCUCAGAAUGUUGAAGAGCAAAACGUCCAAUUAUGAUUCAAUAAGAUCGGACUCCGAUGAAAUAUAGCACUCGCAGAAUGGUAAGAAGUGACUGUUGAAAAUUUUAUAAUAGUUUUAAUUAAUAACAAAAAAAAAAGAAAAUAUAUUGGUGCCACUGACUGAAUGUGCUUUUUAUAGGUAAAUGAGAGAGUUACCAACUAAAAUGUUAUUAGAUACUGUAGUUAAUAAGUAUUUUUUAUUUAUAUUAAAAUGUUCCUAAUUCGUUGUGAAGUUUUGUUUUAUAUUAUAUGAACCCCGCUUGGAAAUACUUCGCAAUUAAUUGUAUAACGUGUAAUGAAAUGGUUGUUAUGUAACGACCACUUAUGGUUGUUACGGUUUUAAUAUGUACAUUGGUGGAGUAACAUUCUCUUAUUCGAUUGAACCUUGAAACAUAAAGUUUUGAACCGGGUUCGCAAGUCGUCAUAGCGUGUAGGAAAGUGGUCACGAGAAAGAGUUUCAUGUUGAAAAAACUUUGAUAAAAGAAAAUUACAUUGCCCUUGCUUGUAAGCAAAUAGUCGGGGAAAUUGAAGUGCAAUAAAAAGGGCAAAUGUAUAAAUGAAAGUGAGAGUAAUUGAUUUUUAAAUAAAGUAGAUAACAGGAUACAAAACCGAUGUAAAAAUUAAAUUGCUAAAAUUAUAAUAAGGUAAACAACUUUCCAAGAAAUGUUAUAAAGUAAUCACAAUUUAUUGUUUUUCAUACCAAAAACUGUAGUAUUUUACGUAUAACGUAAUAUCUUUUGUCAAAAGCUGUUCUUAUCAUAAACACUAAUAAAGCAACUAAAUUAUAUUAUUUGCUUUCAGAAAUUCAUAAUUCAUGUUAGUUGUGUUUCGUGACAUACUGAAAUUGAUUUCUAUAGACUGAUGUACCUAUGUAUGAUUUCAAUAGAUGACUUAAUUGUACCCAAUUUAUUUGACACUCCAAGACGUAAAUGAAAAAGGAUUGUCAAACGUUUAAUUAAAGGCAGUGUGUCUGGAACUCUGGAAUGGUUAAUACAAGCAACAGAGGUGAAAUUCUAAAUAGUAGGGUGGAGUAUAUUCAACCCUGUAACUAUUGAUGUAUGUUGAUGAAACGGUAGGGGUGUGUCAGGGUCGUCGUAAGUAAUAAUUGUCUCUUCCCAGUCGACUAGACUAUAUUCUUUUAUAUGUAUUCUAUAAAUACAAGAAGUAAAAGAUACAGUGACUUAUUCUGGUUGAAAUAUCAGUUUAUGUAUAGGGAAUUAUUUAAAUGAUAAUAACAAUGCAAUUGGUUUCCUAAAGUUUAUAUUAGGGAUAUGGUUGCCCACCCUACUAUAUAAUAUAGUAUGCUACUAUAUUUGGGGAUCAAAUACUAAAAAAAAUACAGUAAAUAUUCUUAAAAAAUAUAUAUAUAUUUUGCAUAAAGCACACUUUUGCCAGUAAAAGAUUUUUAAAAUGAAAACCUAAUUAUUUAGAUAGAGAGCAGCAAAAAUAUACUCAUUUUAAAAAAUUAAAAAAGUAAAUAUUUUAACCACAUAUUUUUUUUUGCCAUCUACUAUAUUUUUGGAGGUAACAUUGGAGGCUUGGAAAAUACUUUAAUUGAUAUAAAAAAGUUGGUUACCCUUACUAGGGGUAAUGACAGGGUACAGUAAACGAAAUUUUAUUCAGACCGUCAUUUAGAUUUAAAAAAAAUAAUGGACCCUAUUUUUUUUAUAUGUCAAUCAACAUUAAAAUUGCAAAGAUAAAGCGCAUCAAAUUAUUUAAACAUGAGCCUAUUAAGGCUCCUUUCCGUACAGCAAAAUAUUAAUUUUGCUGUACGGAGUAUGAAAGCAGACUGGUGUCGAUUCUGGCAUGAUUCUCUAAAUCUAAACUUAAAUUUGACAACAGUGUAUCCUUGUCAUUCUCUAUAUAGAAGGAAAAGGAGAGACUGAUGUUAUAUUUAGUUUUAAGUUUAGAGAAUCACGCCAGAAUUGACACCACUGUUGUCAUAAUUAGUUUAAAUUUAGAGCAGCAUGUCCCACGGAAUUAGGUUCAACUCAACAUAGUUGUUGUAGUUUGUAACUAAAAGUGUUUAUUCAAAUCGGAGUUAUAACAAGAUUUUUCAUUAUUUCGUGAUAUGGAAAUAAGUCAAGGUGAAUAUUGUCGAGCCGAGCGCCCUUGGGCUGGGCUAUACACGCGAUAUCACUGUUCGGUGACCAAAAGGACCUAUGUAUAAUCAUAUAUUACAAUGUCAUUAAAUAUUCCCGAAACGUAAUUAAAAAACGAUUUGAUGUAUCUGCGUUUGAGAAUUAUAAGAUCAUUAAAACUUCCAUGCAUAGUUUAGUUUCAAAUACUUGUGCUUUUAUCAGGUAAAUAUUAUUAGACACGAAAUUUUGAAUAACCUUUUGAAAUUUUAAAGGACAAUUGCUAUUGUUUGGUACGGCUACACUUUCUAAAGUUAAAAGUUUAAUUGCUUGUUAAGUAAAUGAAAUGAAUACAUUAUUUCAGGCAAUUAAAUAUUUACUCACAAAUUUUUUCACGACAUUUUUCCUAACUAUAAUAAGGUGAUGUUACUCCAUCUUUCAAAAUUAGAAAAUAAGAAUUCGUAUUAGUCUGAAAGAAAUACUUCAAGAAACAGAUACUUAACAAAUUGCGAGAAAUCCUGACAAAUUCAGGUUUGAAAAUCCAAAAACUCCAGAUUUCAGAAUAAAAUAAUUAAAUUUUUAAGUUAACACUCGGCUAACCAAGAUAGAAAGAUUUAUAAAUAUAUAUAAACGCUUAAAACCAUUGCCGAAAUGAUUUUUAUUUUUGUUUAAUAGCACAGUGACUUGAUGUUUAGAUAUUUUUUAUAGACGCAAUUUAUAAUGAGAAUAAAUCCUUAAGUGAAAAAAAAAAUAUUUGCUGUACAGUUUAACUUUGAUUUCUAAUGAAACGUGCUGUAAUAUAAAAGCAAACUAAAGUUAUUUUGUUUAGUUGCAUAAAAUGACAAGGGAGAUCUGAGAAUUUCAAUUAAUAUGAGACAAAACAGCCCUUGUUUGUAAAGACUCGAAUGUCAAAAGGGCAUCUUGAAUAAAUAUCAAAUGUCUAUCAUCCAUAAGUAAUGUGUUUAAGGCCUUUUAUCUUUUGCUAUAUAAAUUGCCUUUUGAAGUAAGAUUCAAUUCUGGGAAACGAAUGUUAUUUCAAAUAGCAGGACCCAGACGUUAUUAUGGGCUCUGGAUGGUUCCAGCAAAAUGUUAGUUUACAGUUAGGUAACUACGACACAUGCCAUACGAAUGAUCUAGAAUAUCAUUUUCCUCGACUGAUAUAAUGUUGUUUACUAGUUGUGGUUUUUUUUGGAUGAACCUUUAAUGUUUUAUUUAACGAUUUGCCAAAAUAUUGUGAUUGCAAAAUUAGUGAAUUCACUUGUCUUGUAGACAUUUACAAAAAAAUUAAGAGAAGUUAUACACAGACUGCUGAAGCAGUUAGGCAGUGAUCAACAAACACGGCCAGCUCGAGCAGCCGGAAUAAACAGCUUGAAACUGUCAUUUCACCGCGCUGUCCGCCAGAAGCAGUUGCAACUGCUCGAGCAGUGUGUGUACAUAGCAGACUGUAGUUCACUAAGAUAGUGUCCGACAGGAGCAGUGAUCGUAAUUUUUUUGGCCUGGGAUGGGUCGCUGAGUGUGAUAACACCGAGCUAUACUUAGAUUAAAAUAAAAAGGGUAGAUACGGUACGCUCAUACUUGCAUCAAACAAAAACUGAUCCCACGGCAGCGCGAACGGGACGGCGAGAUCCGCGUUACUGCAUUACCGACCCGAACGAAACAGCACGUUAAGUUUCAACGGCAGCGCGAACGAGACGGCGAGAUCCGCGUCACUGCACUACCGACCAAUCACGCGACCAGUACUCGACGUCACUACCGAAUAAGAUUCAAAAUAAACAGCAAUUUUUAUGAAAAAAUAUAUUUUAUAGUACUUACGAAUGAAAUGUGAUGCUGUGGGUGUUAUUUUUAGUUCUUGAGCAAUUUGAGCACUUUUUAAAAACACACUUAGGCAUUGUUUUAUCAUAUAAACACAAAAUAUUAGCAAUAUUUCUUUUUGGCGUUCACAUGUACGUCGUUUGCAUGUCAAGUUGUGACUAAAGCGAUUAGGGUCGUGGACCACAAUUCAUGCGGUCGCUUUUGUGAGGCUAGUGCCGUAUCUACCCUUUUUGUUUUAAUCUAAGGAGCUAUAGGACGCUCGGUGUUACCAUGUUUAGUGAUUGGUUUGCUACUCUUAUUUUCAUUGAUCACGGAAGGGAAUUUCGAUCAUUGGUUCGUGUCGGUCAUUGAUGCCACUACCUUAUGCAGUCGUAGCUUUAAGAGUCGUAGUAGUCCAUACUGACUGCUUCAAGCUGUCCGUGUAUGAGUGCUCUUAGUAGAAACCUAAAUUAUUGUAUAUAUAUAAUGUGUGUGCUUUCUCUAAUAGAUUUUCAUUUCUACUGUCCAAACACAAAGUUUUAUUUUGGCCAAAGUUUAUCUUUAAUUGGUUGUUUGGUCUUCUAGACUGUCUGUGGUACCAGUUAAAACCAGCCCUAGUAAAUAAUACUCAAUUAAUAGGGCAUCUAACGAACCUAAGGUAUACGGAAAUCGAGAGACGUCAUUCAGUACAUUGCUAGCGGUAUCAACUCUUUGUGAACCUAAUUACUUAAAUGGUUCUAUUAGUUGCUCACGUCUCGAACAAAGCCUGUUAUUAAAGGCAGACCGAAGGAUAUAGUUACAUAACAUCACUCGGAACAUAAGCUUAUUGAUCGAAUGUACAGUUUUUGGACUGGUUUCCAGCCGAUCCCGUCUUGACCUCUUUUCAGGUCAUCGUACCAAGUGCCAACUUGCUUAUGCACAUGACAACAGCUUUUCUUGAUCCAACUAUUUUGUGGUAUUUUUUGAAACAAAAUCUUGUGUGUCAUAUUCAUUACUUUUUGAUGUGUAACAUCUUUCCUCUCGCUUUCCUGCAAUUUGUGGGAGUGAUUUUGUAAAGUGGGACGGAAGUGUGUAACAGGAAGUCGCGAAAGCGCGCGCUAUUUGAUUUGAUUGUAGAACAUAAUGUUCUAAUGGUUUAUUCUUUUGUAGUAGGUUUUAUUUCUUUUUUUACUAAUAUAAGGUGAGGUUUGAAAUGUUACACAUCAUACGCGACUACUGUAAGGCUCGCUCGUUUUUUGUGUAUCAAGUUUGAAAGUUGUAAUCUUACGUAAGACAACCUAACCACAAAAUAGAUAACAUUAUCUGUUCAAACUAACAUUUUCACAUUUAAGCAAAUGCAAAUUCAAAAUUCGUUAAAAUGUAAGAAAUUUUGCAGCAGUUGCACCUUAAACAUUUUAAUAACACUAGAAAAGUAUAUAAAAUAUAUUACAGAACUCUUGAAUUAGAAAUAACGUAACUGUUUUUUUUAAUUAGGACCUCUAUAAGACAGAAUGACGCUAAAAUACCAAACAAAUUGAAAUACUUACGAUACAGUCUCUUAAAAAAGUAGGACAAAGAAUAGCCGUUCAUUAUUGAAGUUGUAUUGAGGAGAAAAACUUUUUACAUGCGACUUUUAAAACAAACUUGAAGUAUUUCUCUCAGACACGAAAGUGAUGCUUCUAAAACGAAUAGAGCUUAUUUGCCCGUAGUUCCAAUAUCCAAUCAAAACAUAUACAAAUAUAUAGAUAUUAUUAUAAUGAUUAUGGGUAUAUGUAGUUUUGUAAAUUGUUUUGCGAUAAUUGUUAGGUAUAAAUCGAUUAUGGUAGUGGUUAGCGGCGGAACAAUCGGAUUGUUGAUACACAUUUUUGGAACAUUUUAUGCACUUUUUAUAUAUUUGUACAUCCAAAAAAACGUUUUUGUAAUUAACGUGUUGUUGUGAGAAAAAAAAGUUUUAUCGAAAUCUGUUAGCUUGUGAAAAACUGUGCAUUGAAAAUUCUGUUUCUUAGAGAUCACGUAGUUUGCAUUUCGGAAAUGUAUGAUUGUUUUUUUAAACAUCGUUGCUUGUACCAAAGCUUUGAUUUAAAAUUUCGAAUUUAGAACGAUCAAUUUUCUGCGCAGACUUUUCGCAAGCGUUUGUGGACAUUGUAACUUUUUUAUAAUCAAUCGUGCCAAGGCAAAGGAAUCCGAAACUUACAUUGUUGAUAGUAAUACGAAUUUCUCACUCAGAAAUUUAUGAGACACCUUGAGAGCUGACCUGAAGGUUGUAUUCGAGAUUACUUGUAUUCCCAGAGAAUUGAAUGUAAAAGCUUCAAGCGAUGUAUUAUUCUACGCUCUUCAGAGUAUGAUUCGAACUCAUUUCGUUCUUUUAAUCUCAACUUUGAACGUUUUUCUAUUUGAAAUGAAUUCAAAAUGCGUACAAAAUAAACAUAUUUACUUUAAAUUAUUUCCUACCUACGUAUUUCAACUUCUGACGUUCAGCUCUUAAAAUUUAUUUUAUGUAAGUACAAUUGUAGUUAAAUUGUAUUCAAAUAAGUUUUUUACAUUUACAUUAAAAAUUUAUCUGGGAAUCUACAUAAGUACUGCUUCACAUGAAAUAACCUAUCCUUUGUACUAAGUACUAAGUACUAAGGAUAGGUUUGCUAAGGUUUCAUAACCAAUCUUAACAUCAAAACAAUUGUAGGUAUAAUUUACGCGCCAAAUUGGAAAAAGAAGCUUUUUUGUACAAACAAAGCUUUGUAUUGAUGUAAAUAUUGUAUAGGUAGUUUUAUUAUGUGAUUAAAAGAAAAUUGCCUGCUUGGUUAUAAAAUUGUUACAGUUAUUAAACGUACGUAAAAACAUGAGCUUCGUAAUUUUAAUUACAGUGUUCUGAGUAUGAGUUUUGUAAAACUGAUGGCGUAACACUUUAUAUUGUUUUAAACUUUCAUGGUCACUAACAUUUUAGUAAUAUAUUUUAUUAACGGGAUGUACCUUGUUUUUAGCGAGUUUCUGAUAUUUCGGCACUGUUGCAAGCGUCAUUUGUUUGUAUGUUACUCCGUGAUCAUGGCGCUUGCCACAGUGCCGAAAUAUCGGAAACUCGCUAAAAACAAGGUACAUGGUAACAAUGCCGUUAAUAACAUAUAUUAUUACUAGCUGACUCGGCGAACCUCGUACCGCCCAAAAGUAAUAAUUUUCAAUAAAUUAAAAUUGCGACUAUAAUUUGAGAUUUAAACUAUCCUAUCUCUCAAGUUGGAUCGAACUGCACAUGGUGUGCGAAUUUUAUUAUAAUCGGUUAAGUGGUUUAGGAGUCCAUUGAGGACAAACAUUGUGACACGAGAUUUAUAUAUAUUAAGAUAAUGGCGUAACACUUGUCAUUAUGGAAUAGGAGAGGGUGAAAUAUACUGUGUAAGAGAGAGGUAGCGGAUUUUCCUCUUGAAUUGGAGCGCUCGCCUGGGUAAGUAACAUCUAGCUUAUAGAAGACCACAGUAAAAUAACACUACCUUUUGGUGGUGUUGUCAGAGCCGACUUUGACCUAUUGGAGGUCCAGGGCAUAUAAGGAUAAUGGGGCCCCUAUGACUUCCGUUUGGUGAUUUAACAGGAACUGGGGACUUUGUAUUUGAUCUGAGGGGGCCCCCUAUCGAUCGCGGGACCCUGGGCACUUGCCCAAAGUGCCCACUUGGAAAGACGGGUCUGGGUGUUGUGUUUCUUUCAGUGAGUAGGUUUCCAGGGUUUCAUGGGGUAGGGGAUUGGGUCAGGGUAGGAGACGGCGAGAGGGUUACUUUUUUUGUAUCGAAAGCGUUUUAAAUAGGCUAAGGAGGCCACUUACCAUUAGGCGGGCGGGUUAGCGGAAUAAAAUCCUUUACAGGCUCCGAGUUAAAAAGAGUUAAUAAAACUCGUGCUUAUUGUAUUACUACUGUGCAAGAAAACAUAAAAACAAAUGAGUUUGAACUUUAUCUUUUAUUCGCUACGUUGUCACAAGAUGGCGCCUCUCAAAUACCUAAAAAAAUCACAUUUAUGCAAAAAGGUUUCGCAAAACUCACACUCGGCGCAUAAGCCUCUCCUCACACUGGCGCAGAGUUGAAGCGAUGCGACGCGACACGGUUUUCCGUGUUUCACCUAUUCAUAUUUAUUCUCUCACUAUUAGGCGUUGUCGUCAUUGCUCACGAUCGUACGACGACUCGAUGCGAACUCGUCGUGUGAUGAAAAUAAUCGUAUGAUUACGGGGUGUCUUAAUAAAACGCACGAUGCCCAAGAUAGCCCAAUUGGUGACAUGUCGCCCAACCUGGAGACCCUGGAGUAUCUUUGCGAUCCUGAAACCUUCUUUAUCCAUUUACCAGUGUUGUCCCUUGUCCCAUAGUUAGCUGUGCAAUUAGAAAACUCAAAAGAAAAUCGGCGUAAUUAAUUACAUGAUCGUACGUAAAACCCAUCGCUCGAUCGUUAUUAAAUAAUGCUUGCUUGUGCUCGUGCGAUGGCUUACGAGCUGCAAUUAUGACACUUCUGUAUGUUCGAAAAUCAUCGCACGGCGAAAACGCAUCGUACGAUUAUUGCCAAUUAGAACGACGCCUUAAGGUAUUCCCAGUUAUUCAACGCGCGAAAACUCGGGAUUCGGUUCAAUUUUAACGUAGCUUAAUACUAGUUAAUAACAAGUUUCAUAUUUACGCCCGUUUGCCUGUCAAGGUAUAUAUAUAUAUAUAUAAAGUUAAUAUAUAUAUGGUUAUAUAUAAUAUAAGGUAGAAGGCGGAAAACAUGACGCGACGUGUCGUCGCGACUCCGCGCCAGUGUGAGUUUAGCCUAAUAGAUAGCUUUUUAUACUAGUGAUUUUAAAUAUAAGCCGUUAAUUUCAUAUUUAAGUAAGUAAUUAUGUUUUGUACGCAAUAAUUGUAAAUCAGAAUAACCUUUUUAUUAAAGCUAGUGAUGUCUAUUCCAUUAAUGAUUGUUAUAUUUACAAUAAAUAAAUUAAUAAUGAUAUUUUUAAUUAUCAAGGGAUGGUGUUAGGGAUUACGUUGUGAAAGAUGAAUUGUGAUUUUUGUGAAUUUAUAGGUUUUUAUUGUUGUUUAUUAUAUUGUGUAAAAAUAAUUUCAUUUAUCGUUAUCUUAUUGGCAACUCGAAUAUGCUCGAAUGAUGUUUAAAUCUGAUAUAGAGUUAUGUGGAUAUCGUUUUUAAAAUUUAACAAUAAGAUGUCCAAAACUGAGCUAAAAAAUAAAAAAAAAUCUGUAGCGUUGUGCUAGAGAAUUGUCUAUUAUUGUAUCUAAGUUAAUGAGAAAAUAAAUAUGAAGGGCCCUACUGCGUUUUAUAUUUUUUUCUCUUUGGAUCUUUCUAACGUGGGACGUAAGACUAAAUCAAGAAAUAAGUCUAUAAUGGUAUCCCAACUACAAAACUCUACCUAUGCCUCUACUAUAACUAUCAGGUGAAAAAUCAUCUAUUUCUUUUUUAAUUUUUUUUUUUGUUAUAAGAGGCCAAUACUCUGUUUAUUUUAUUUCGAUAUUAGGUAUGGUUUUUAGGAAUCAGUCAUAAAUAAUUACUUGCAGAUCGAAAGAAAGCUUCAUGUAGCUAUAAGGGAUAUUUUUUAUUUUUUAAGUACUUGUUAAGAAAAUGAUAGAGUUGGUUUAGUUACUUUAGGAAUUUAGUCAGGUGACUAAACAGAUUAAAAUAUUGGCUCAGAAUAAUCAAAAAAGUGGUACCUAUUGCUGGAAAAGUGUUUCAAUUGAUUAUUUGUAUUUAAACGAUUAAAUUUGAUAAUUUAGAAUGAGCAAAGCAACAUUCUCUUUGAUUAUUUUUUAUUUAGAAAUUUGUGUGCGUUCUGAGGCAUGUGUGUAUAGAACCAAAAAAAAAAUAGGUUUUAAUGUCCUAUGUUAAUGUUUUACCAAUAACAUAAGUUUAUAAAUUAGACUUACCUAAUAUACUAUUUUGAUAAUUUACGAAUAUCAAUGCUGUUUGUAUUUUUUAAGACUUUUUUGUUAAUAAAAACAUCCGAGUGGAUGUUAUUAUUUUAUGAAUAACAAUAUUCAUUUCAUUAAGAUGAAAUUCAAUCAUACACAAACAUGUUUAGUGUGAUUUACUAUAAUUAAUAAAAAUCAUGUAUUUGUAACAUACAUUUUGAUAAAUUAUGUUUGUGUGUGUUUUUUUUGAUAAAUGUAUCUUUGAACAUUCCUUUAGGAGCUUGUUAAAUAAUUUUGGAAAACUGUUAAUAUAUUUGUGAACACUACAGAAAGAAAAAAUGUAAGACUGUAAAAUUUAUGAAUUUUUUAGCUGACAAAAUCAGUCCACUUCUGUAAAAAAAACAAAUACAUAAUUACAGUACUGAUGAUACAUAAA
Messenger RNA from Chilo suppressalis (striped riceborer), 11887 nucleotides. The record is from the annotation of a GenBank genome assembly. Lineage: Eukaryota; Metazoa; Arthropoda; Insecta; Lepidoptera; Crambidae.